UCUUUCAAAGAAAGUAGGCAAUGAAAAGUGCGCGCCGCCGGCGAUGAGAGAAAGUCAACCUGUGGAAGGGGAGCAGCACUCGACACACGCAAGUGCGGUGGCGGCCACGGUCGUCCCACGCGUGCCACUAUUAUGUGACUGCUGCCACGAAGAAGUAGAAGACAAAUAUUUUCGACCCCGCUGCUGCCAUGUUGUCUUUCCGCAUUGUUGUUGUUUUUGCGGCGGCGACCUGUUGGUGUCACCUCAUGGUGCCCCUCCUGCUCGUGUGCUACCUGCCCCACGUCCACGCCAGCCACAACAAGCCGGCCAACAGGUGGCUGAUUGGCGACAGAGACAACCACUGCGGCUUGGCGUGCACGCGACCGCAGGCCAAGCCGGUCUGCGGCUCGGAUGGACGGAGCUACGACAACGGAUGCGAGCUGCAGAGAGCGCGCUGCAAAGACAAGACGCUGACGCUGGAGCACCGCGGCCGCUGUCGAGGAAAAAACUGGGUGAAAGUUGAGCAGUCAGCGGUGGCGCUUUCACCUACGCCGCCAUCUGUGGGCAGACACGCUUUGCAAACAGAUGAGGGUCAGUCAAAGUGUCGCGUGGAGAGAAGCCAAGCUUUGGAGCAAGCCCGGAGACCCCAAGAGUCCAUGUUUGUUCCAGAGUGCAACGAGGAUGGCUCCUUUGCACAGGUACAGUGUCACACGUUGACGGGCUACUGCUGGUGCGUCACUACCGACGGAAAGCCAGUGAGCGGUUCCUCGGUGCACAACAGAACUCCCGUGUGUUCAGGAAGCUUCCAUGAGUUUUUGGGAAGUCACGCUGGGACGAGCGCAUUGACAGGAUCCGUGACCGACAGACCGCCCGGGCCGGCAAACUCCGGUCGAAAAGUCUCUUUCCGUUUCUUUCUCACCCUCAAUCCAGACGACGGCUCCAAGCCGACGCCCACCAUGGAGACCCUCGUCCCGGCCGAAGGCGAUGAGAUAACCGCCCCCACGCUUUGGAUCAAGCAGUUGAUCUACAAGGAGAACAAGCAGAACAGCUCCUCAUCCAGGAAGCAAGAGAAAGUUCCCUCUUGCGACCAGGAGCGACAGAGCGCUCUGGACGAGGCCCGGCAGAACCCCCGCGAGGCCGUCUUCAUCCCCGACUGCGGGCCCGGCGGCCUCUACAAGGCCGUCCAGUGCCACCAGUCCACCGGCUACUGCUGGUGCGUGCUGGUCGACACCGGACGCCCCAUUCCGGGAACCUCCACCAGGUACCAGACGCCAGAAUGCGACAGCGCCGCGCGUUCUCGCAGCUCCGACGCCGAAGAUCUGUUCCAGGGCCGAGACCUGACAGGUUGCCCCGAAGGAAAAAAAGUGGAAUUCAUUACCAGCCUGUUAGACGCCCUGACCACAGACAUGGUUCAAGCCAUAAACUCGCCAGCCCCCUCCAGUGGUGGGAGGUUUGUGGAGCCGGACCCCAGCCACACGCUGGAGGAGCGAGUGGUGCACUGGUACUUUGCUCAGCUGGACGCCAACGGCAGCCAGGAGGUGGGCAAGAAGGAGCUCAAGCCCUUCAAGAGGUACCUGAAGAAGAAGGCCAAGCCCAAGAAGUGCGCCCGCAAGUUCACCGACUACUGUGACCUGAACAAGGAUAAGGCCAUCUCGCUGCACGAGCUCAAGGGCUGCCUCGGAGUCGCCAAGGACGGUGGUUCCACAGCAAGCAGCAACUACGGGACAAGGCAAGGGACAAAUGUGUUCAUAGGUCGUCUAGUGUGAGAGGAGAACGUUCCAGGAGCCGAGACGAGAGCAGAGGGCACAGAAGGAAGGCAUCAACGCGCUCGCUCGACGGCGAAAAAAAGAAAGUCGGAUCGGAGAGAAAAUAACUUCCUGGCCUGUUACGUACAGACACACACACACACGCACGCACAGGCUCGCGCAAAACAGAAGAAAACAAAGCAGCGCCAAAAUAUUUGCACUUUCUCCUCCCUUUGUUCGACGUGUUUGCCUUUUUUUUGGAUUGUUUGCGGUUUUUAAGUGAGUGAAAAGGUGUUUCUCUAAGAAUGAGAAUAGAAAUUGUCACCUGUGCAUAAAGUUAGCAGGCUAAAAUGCACAUUGCUCUCAACAAGGGGCGGGCAUCGAUGAAUUGAUCGUCCGCCGAUUGUGCAGAAUCGCGGGGGGUGGGCGUUGAGUUCCGAACAUUCCGACUUCAAAUUUCUCCAAAUGUCAUGGAUUGCCCAUCCCUACUACAAUAGCAACGGCUAUUGUUGUACAUAUGAACGUGCGCAACGAAUUAGAAUGAAACUGUGACUGCCGAAGUUGAAUUCAUCAGCACGGAAUUUUAGCUGUAUGGAUCCCCUUGCACUGUAAAGAGGGUUGCGACAUUUCUGGAAACUUUUCCGUACAUGGGAAAUUAAGAUGGGGAAUUUGACAUAAAUCUGAGAAUAUUUCCACAUUUGAAUUUGAAGUUAAACAAGGUCUCAAAUCGAUUGUGAUAAUCGAUGAAUUUUUUUACUAAUUAUUGCAGCUCUUGUCAAGCUUAUCAUCAAAUAUAUUUUCUCCAAAUAGAUCUAAAAACUUAAAUGAUUCCUUCCAUUAAUUCCCACGGAAAGUUCACAACUUUAAAAAUUGCCGAAUUUUUGCAACACUAACUGUAAGCAACUUUUCUAGAAACAUUAGUGGCAGUGUGAUUACCUGACGGGGCGGAGUUUGCACGGAGUAACGAUUCACUUGGCCUUUGGGCUGAUUUUUUUUCGCUGGGUUACUUCGCGACGUUAGUCUGUGCUACUCGUCGCUCAAGUGCGAACCAACAUUUGCGCCAAUUUUGUCUGCACUCCAUGCUUGAAGAUGCGUUUUUUUUUUUGCUAACUUUUGAUGAAAAUUCAAGUUUGUGCCAACCUAAAAUAAUAACAAUAAAAAAAAUCAUACAUA
Syngnathus typhle (broad-nosed pipefish) is the source of this 2897-nucleotide messenger RNA. It is a transcript of the gene smoc1, whose product is annotated as SPARC related modular calcium binding 1. Lineage: Eukaryota; Metazoa; Chordata; Actinopteri; Syngnathiformes; Syngnathidae. The coding region runs from base 189 to 1745 and encodes 518 amino acids. Gene Ontology annotation, biological process: extracellular matrix organization. The record is from RefSeq and is a predicted model, not a curated record. The transcript has 15 exons. Gene Ontology annotation, cellular component: basement membrane. Gene Ontology annotation, molecular function: heparin binding; calcium ion binding; extracellular matrix binding.